AUGCGUAACGGAUGGGUCUCGGAUGCCCCAUUUACGCUCAGCGGAACAGACAUAUCCGAGUGCACCAGCUACGUUUCUUUGGGUCGGGAAAUAAACAUGAAGGACAACCUGACUCCCGAGCUGGGCAAGAGGAAACGAGCGGCUUGGAGAGCGUAUAAGAGCAUCGAGGAUGUAGUGAAGAAGACCAGGAACACCCGGCUCCGUGCUCACCUCUUCAACACCUCAGUACUUCGUGCUUUGACUUAUGCUUCAGAAACCUGGGCACUUCGCAAGCAGGAAGAAAAUGCGGUGAGCGUCAUUGAACGCUCAAUCCAAAGAGUGAUUGGGACAAAUGGAAGGUUUACUGGCGCCCGCUCGACCAGAUCGAACAACAACGAGAUCAAGGUGAUCAAUUGUAUGCCCUCUAUGGCUGCUGCUGCUUUCCCUUCGAAGCGAUCUCUAUGUAACAGCAUUUUUUAG
Molecule: messenger RNA, 459 nt
Organism: Necator americanus (New World hookworm)
Lineage: Eukaryota; Metazoa; Nematoda; Chromadorea; Rhabditida; Ancylostomatidae
Exons: 1
Coding region: 1-459 (152 amino acids)
Source: RefSeq, a predicted model, not a curated record